GUUAAAUAGAAUUGUAGAGGGAGUUAUUUGUUUAAUAUUUUGGACGUGCUUAUAAAUGUGUCUUCCUCAAGUUUUCACGGGCGAGUUUUCUAUAUUACUCACAAGAGAUACUAAAUAAUUUACAAAUAAUCAACAUUGCACGCGUGGUUGUAUGCAGACGAUCAAACAUGGAGGAAGACGAGUGGUCUCUCACGCUGCAGCGUAUUAUUUUUUCCUUACUGCUGUUUAUAAGGGUUUCAGUAGCACAGGACAUUUCCUCCACAGAUGUACCUGUACAGCAGAUCAGAGCAGUAAACACUUACAGCAUAGACUUCCAAGACUUACCUCCUUUGAUUCCAAUGAAUAACUUACCAAACACCAAUGUAACGGUUACAUAUGGCUGCAAAGAGCCAAGUGUGGCUGGAGUUGAACUCAGUGCAAUUAUUACAAAUACAGGACAAAAGCUGAUGUUAUUCGACAAAACAUGGCUGUGUUUACCACUGGAACAUAUUGUCCAGUCCCUUAAAAUCAACUUAAAAGUAAAUGAAAAAUCUUUGAAAGAACUAAAAAUGCUACUGUCUAGCCAGCAGAGGACUACUUCAAAUUCUGGUGCUGCACAGUCCAGCAACACUUUUGGAUUGACUUCUCUCACAGUGCCAGCUGUUGUUAGAGCAUGGAUAAUUUCACGGGAAUUAUACAGUCUUAGUGAAAACCAUCAAGGAGCUUGGAAUAUGGCCUCAACUAGAACUUCAUACCAAAUAAAAAUAUCACUUCCAAUGUCCAUGCUGACUGAAGAAAAUGAGCAGACUAAGAAUGUCUCAAGAAAAUUGUGCCAUAGUUGGAAGAAAGUACUUCAGGAUGAAAUCUCAAAAUCUCAGCCAUUAUGUGUUCAAGAAGAAGACGAUGUGAUCCAAAUUUUAACCUAUCCAGUACUGAUGAGAGCAUCUGCUCAUGGGGUUUCCAGGACCUUCACACCUUUCAAAAAUAAAGAGCUUAGACAAGAACAACUCUCAUCUCCCAGGUUUACUGCAGUCAUUUACCUGUAUGUGAUGCAGUACAAUUGCAGUACCUCAAAGUUUGGCAGCCUUGUACAACAAAGGACGUGGGAUGGGCAGUUUCUUACUCCUAUCAUUUUGAUCCAGGAAGAGGGAAAGAUCCAUGUUCAAGUUCACAAGAAAAAUAAUCAGUCUGUUGCCUUGGUUACCCCACUCACGAUACCAAAGAACAAGUGGUGCCGCCUGGUGUUGGUUUUUGACCAGUACUAUUGGAAUCUGACAGCCACCUGUAGGAGUAAGAUAGGGACCUGGGAGAAAGUUUUCUUUACUGAAUACACGUAUACCCCAGAGCAGAAAUUCAGAUACAGUGACACAGCUGGCACCUUUGACUUUGGAGGAACAGACGCCAUUCCCAGCUUCAAAGGAAUUCUUGGUCAUGUGACCUGGUACAGGAGGACAGCAGUGCCAUCUAGUAAGAUUCCCUAUCUCCCAGACACUGACCCUGCCUUCCAGCUAGGAUGGGAGAUAGACCACCAUAAAGCCAGAUGUGAAGGUCACAACAGCAGAUACUUCCUCUUGCUCCUGGCCUAUAUGACCAAACUGAAGCACAUUGACAAGAAAAGAAGUUGCCCUGCAGUGCCCCUGGUCACCAAACCCUACACCUCUCCUACCUGCAGUCAGUACAGCCAACCUGGUCUCCUCUCCAACCAUGAGAGGGCGCUACUAACCAGUAUGAUCCUGACAGGUCGCAAAUCGAGACAAUAUGUUGGUCUUGUCUUGUAUGAGGAGGCACUCAGUAUACUGGAGUUGAGUUUCUCCAAUGCCCCACAUGCAGUGACCCUCCUGGAGCAAGCCAGUUGCUAUGGAAACCAUGCUGCCAGCUUUACCUUAUCUGCCAUCUACACAUAUGGAGUUGGAGUUAAUGCUAGCAAAUAUGAGGCUCUGUAUCAUCUUGGGCAAGGUGUGUUAGCUGGCCACCGUCUUUGUCUCUUAGCAAUGGGAAAUAAGCACAUGAAUGGUCUAACCCAUGUACCAUAUGACCUAGAGUUAGCCUACACAUAUUACAAGCAUAUAUCUGAUAUCACCAAAGAUGACAAGGAAUCCUAUUCACAUGAGGAUGUGUACACGGAACCCAUUCGGCUGAAUGAUGAUUUUGAAGUGAGCGAGACAACAGAGGAGGACGGGGACAUUUUUCUCUGGCUCAAAUAUCAAGCUUCUCAAGGCGAUCUCUGGGCUAUGCGCCGCUUGGGUCUGCUGCGGUACUGGGGUUCUCACGGUGUGACCAGAAACUUGACGGAAGCAGUCAUGUACUACCGCAUGGCAGCGAAGGCUGGAGACCCCAUUGCCCUUUUUGAUUAUGGGCUUCUGCAGUUAAAGGGCCUUGGAAUUAAGAAGAAUAUUUCACAAGCCCUUCAAAAUCUCAACAAAUCUGCUGAAAUGAACCAUGGAGAUGCGUGGAAUGCUCUGGGCUGGUAUUACCUGAACUUUGAGGACAACCUAAAUGAGUCAGCCAGGUGCUUUGAGAAGGCGUAUAGCUUGGGCUCAGUGAGUGCAGGUCACAACCUGGGCUACCUCCACCACACAGGACAGUUCCCAGGGAAAGGGGCAGAUAAGUACUAUGAGUGGGCAGCUGACCAGGGACACCUGGACUCUGGGGUGAUGGUGGCCACCUUCUAUCACAAGGGCUUUCCAGGACUGGACAGGAACCCAUAUCAGGCUGCUAUCUGGGCCCAAUUUCUUGGAGAGAAAAGCAAUGCUGUCGGGCGAUUGCUCAGAAGAGCUCUCAGAGCAUACAAGGAUGAAGACAGACACAUAGCAUUGUUGUACUACCUGCUGGCUGCUUACACUGGGAUUGAGGCAGCAAACUUCAACUUUGCCUGGCUGGCAGAAGACCACCCAGAAUAUGUGAAAAAAUACAUAGCUGAGGAGUGUAUCUGGAAACACUAUAACCUCUCCACACAGAGGCCUGUGAAUGCGGUAGACCCAGUGGCAUUUAACAAGAUGGGCGACUAUUUCUGGUAUGGAAUUAAAGAGGCCAGGAACACCACUGCUGCAGCUCUGAUGUAUGGCAAGGCUGCAGCCAGAGACCCACACGGUUUAUUUAACCUAGCAGCAGUGGUGGCAGAGGGAGUGGAGGUACCACAGCAAGUCUGGGGAGAACUACAGGUACCGCCAUCUAUACAGCAAGACAAACUGGCUCUACAGUCUGAGCUGUAUUCAAGAUGUGCAGAAUAUGACAGUGCAGAGGCAUACAUUCCCUGUCAGCUUGCCCUUGUCAAGGUCACAUUACAGAACACUGCUGAAAGAGUACUGUCCUUCUUGGGGUUCUAGAAGCUGUUUUGGUGUGACAUAUCUCACCCAAGUCUACAGUCCACUGUUACCUAUGUCUCCCUUGUCCGCUUUGUUGCUUUUUAAAGGGAUAACAACUGUUCAUUUUGGCCAAAAAUGGAUUUCCUGGGGUAGAGGACAAUUUUCCCAC
Lingula anatina is the source of this 3453-nucleotide messenger RNA. Its product is annotated as protein sel-1 homolog 3. Lineage: Eukaryota; Metazoa; Brachiopoda; Lingulata; Lingulida; Lingulidae. The record is from RefSeq and is a predicted model, not a curated record. Gene Ontology annotation, molecular function: protein binding.